GUUAGAUUGGCAUGCAUCCUACGCUUUGGUCCUGUGGUAGAAGGCUGCACGGCUUUUGAAAAUGUUACCGUCUUCUCAAAGGAGUUACUUCAGACAGCAGAGGAAGGUUGCAUUAUUCCUCCUUUUGUUCAGUAUUACAGGUGUGUGGUGCAGCCAGGUGGUGGUGCCUAAAAGAGUGAGUGCCGUGCUGGGGAAGAAUGUGACAUUAGAAUGCAGGGUAGAGGUUGGCACAAACCUUACUCUUACUCAGAGUUCCUGGGAGCGCCGUCUGCCUUCAGGCUCUGUCACAGUGGCUGUGUACAACCCGGAGUUUGGCACCUCCAUCCCUCCAGAAUUCCUCCAUCGUUUGUAUUUCCGCUCACCCUCCUCCCAUGAUGCCACCAUCGUACUGGAAAACGUGGGCUUUGCUGAUGUCGGGAUCUAUACCUGUAAGGUAGCCACAUUUCCUCUGGGAAAUACUCAAGCAUCCACCACAGUCAGUGUACUUGUGGAGCCGAAGGUUUAUGUGUCUGCUGGUUCAACUGCACUGAUUGAUGGUGGCAAUGAAACUGUGGUCGCUACUUGCAUCGCUGAGCGAGCCAGACCACCCGCUGAAGUGUCCUGGGAGUCCAACCUUUUUGGCCAGUCAGAGGUGCAGCUAUUUGAUGAACCCAAUGGUACUACCAGCACACAAGUGCGUUACAUCUGGCAGCCUACACGUCAUGUUCAGGGAAACACACUCACUUGCGUGGUCCGCCACCCAGCUCUGCAGAAUGACUUCAGGAUCCCCUACCAGCUCAAUGUGCAGUUUGCUCCUGAUAUCUCCGUCGUUGGAUAUGAUGGAGACUGGUACAUAGGCCGGGAAAAUGUUCAAAUGACGUGCAAAGCGAACGCUAACCCUCCAGCUCAUCACUUCAGAUGGAUCAGGUUGGACAGAGAGAUGCCUGAAGGGGUGGAAAUGAUAAACAGCACUUUGCUUUUCCUGCGCCCCCUCCAGCGGAAUGACUCUGGCGUUUACAGGUGUGAGGUUGCCAAUGACAUCAACCUCCGCAGUCGGGAUGUGCGUAUUCUCAUACAAGAUCCUCCCACCAUGCCUUCCACCAUUACCACUCCUGUCCUAACUGGCUUCUCCUCCACUUUUGUGGAUGAUAAGGGCCACGUCCUUCUGAGCUCCCCCACACUUGAAGCCCUUCCCGAAAGUAAUCUUGGUUCCAUAGUGGGUGGGGCCGUGGGAGGAGCCUUAUUCCUCUUGCUGCUGCUGUCUCUGGUUGGUGUGUGUUACCUACGGAAGCAGCAGACCUUUCAUGGGAACUACUACACCAAGCAGUACCUGGGCCCAAAUGAUCUCCAGAAAGCUCCCACUCAGCACGAACUCCAUCCUACCAAAGCUGGCAGCAGAUCUCAGCAUCGGGACCAUGAUCGAGAGGAGUGGGGCGACCGCCAGCUGAAGCAGGAGCGGGACCGCCGCCACCAUAGUGACUAUAAUGGAGAAGAGUAUCCUGUUAAUGGGUACACUAGGGCAAUGAGGGAGAGCAGGCGCCACAGUCAUCAACAGAAUCACCAUCAUGAACACACACAGUAUUCUAGUCCACAGCAGGCCAGAUGUGUCAGAUACCCUCAUUCACCCAAACUACAGGGAAACGGCUCCCCCUACAUGUCAGACGACUGCUACGAUAGCGGGCCCGACGGUGAUUAUGUAUCUCAUAAAGAUGGCUCAGUCAUUUCACGCAGGGAGUGGUAUGUUUGACAAGGUACCUAGUUCUGCAGGAACGAAAAAAUGCAACAUGAGUUGGAAAGUUUUGUUCAUCAAAUUAGGGGGAAACGCAUUAUUUUCUUCUGUAUGCACACACAGCAUCUCUAAUGUGUGUUUUGUAGUUUCCAUGUUUUUUGUUUGUUUUUUCAAGCGUCCUGGAUGACACUUGAGAUGUAAUGUAUACGUUUCUGUUUUGAGUGUGGGCAGCCUGUGGACGGUGUGUGUGCGGACUAACAAAAGAGCCGAUGUAUGUGUUGUCUCUGCCUUACAACAUGGACUGCUACAGCUGAUUGAGCAUAACUAAUGUGUUACCGAGCAGAAGCCCCGGUGGCUUUAAGAUCACGCACGAUUGUCUGAGAGAAGAGUUUUUUUUCCACAAACUCUGUAUUUUGUGUUCAUGUGGCUUGUACUCGUUUGUUUAAAUGAACUCUGGCCUCUUAGUGCAAUUAGAUGAUGUCAUGUAGUUAUUGCAGGUAAAUCCAUAAAAUUCAGAUGGUCAUUUUUCUUCAGUAAGACACAGCUGAGCCGCAGUACAUCAGUUUAUUUAAAACAGGAUUUGUCUUCCUGAGAAAUCUGAAUUCCAUUUUGACUAAUUACCUAAACGCACUCUUGGUCAUAAGAUUUAUUGAACUGCUGUUUUUGCAGGAUUUUGUAAUGGAUUGCUGAGUCAUCAGACCUUUUUUGUUUUGUACUAAAAUCUUAGGUAAAUCCCAAUGGAAGAACUGAGCUUGAGGUGUUGACCAGUAAGGUUUUGGCACAUUUUGUGUAAACCUUGUGAGCAUUUCUCCUGCUUGUCCUCAGCUCGUCUUUUAUCCCUGUGAUGAGAGAGCAGGCAGGAGGGCUACAUGAAUGGGGCACAGUCUGCUGUGCCAGCACACUGGGUUUGUCAUAUCGGUCAAGCUUUGAAGCCUGGAAAAAUAUUUCUCUAGUUUAUCAUUUUUAUUAGAACUUAUAUAAGCUACUGGUUUUUGGGAAGAGUUUCAGGUUAAACAUUCCCUUUAGUUAACCACAUUAUCAUGUUGUCUAUCGGAUGAUAAUGGAUCUCUUUGAGAAGUUUAAGCCUGGCACUAAACCAGGACUCUUGGCAUUUCAAGAGCGCCAUCAGCAGGGGCAUUGUUUAAAGAGGCUACUGUAUGGGAGCCACCGUAAGCUGGCCUCUUAGUAUUUUGUAGCACAGAGAAACCAUGCAGCCAGUACACACUACCACACUCAACCACGUUGGACUGUUUGUCUACUUUGAGUAAUCUAUAGAAACAAGACAUGACUGUGUCACAGAUCUGUGACAUGUAUCGUUUGGAGUGUGCGGCCGCAUGCUCAGACAUUCACCAUUUCAUUUACGAUUUAAACAUUUGGUACUCACAAAAUUAAAAAAAAAAAAAAAGUGUUAUGUAGUUUUUGUAAUGGCUAUGUUGUCACUUUCACCUGUGAUUAUCAGCACUUUUGGCUAAACUCCACAGCACAGGAGUUGGAGACAAUAUUUUGUUGCCAUCAUCAUUAAAUCUUUAACACACAGUUAUCCUUUGAGUAGCUAUUAAAUAAUAAUGAUACACCCUAUGAUUUUUCUUUUCCCCAAAAACAUGUUUUAUUCAUUUGGAACCAGUCACCUUUUAUUGCCAAUCAGGACUCUCAAAAAUCACAUGCCAUACCAAGAACUGUGAUUAAACUGCGGAGAAAGCAUUGUACGUGUUAGUGUCAUUGGGCUCUGCAGCCCCAGUAGUUCAGGAAUCAAACAAAGCUAUAAUGGAUUUAAAGGUAAACUUAGGUUUUUGUAUAAACGUAAAAAAUUAGAGUAUUUUGGCACAUGCACCUGUUCACCAGACUGCAUGGAAGAGAUCUGACUUUUCUUUCAUAUACACUAGAUGUGAAUACUUGCCAACUUUAGUAGUAUGGUUACUUAUAAAGUAUUUUCUGCCAGAUGCCAAAUCUUUGUUUAACUUGUGUAUAUAUAUGACAAUGACAGUGUCUCACAUUCGUAUUACCGACUAGAUAACAACUGAUGAUUAGCUUACUUAAAUGACUAAUGCAUCACUGUUGUAAACGGGGGUUUUGUAGCCCGAAAUAGGGGGGGGGGAGGAAGAUGCUUUAACAUUAGAGUAACAUUUGUCAAAAUCGAAGCUAGUUAUGUUAUAAUGAACCUUCACAAAUUCUGUCAGGGUGUGAAUUUUGUGCAGUGGAUCGGCUGCAGUUGUUGUCAUGAGAUUUGAUAAUGAGCCACUGUAACUAUCAGUGUGAGACUCUGGCCCCUGACUGUGUUUCAUGUUGUUUUUGAAUGCUGUACAGUAGAAGUAAUUUAUAGACUGAAGGUGCACAUUUCUAUGACUUCCUGAAGGUUGAAUCAUGUUCACACUUCUGAAAACUGAGCAUGUUUUCUUUUUCGCGAAAGGUUUUAAUUUGCACUAAUUUCCUUGGUAGAAAGUAGUUGAAAUGAUAAAGCAUUUAUAGUGGGGGGGGAGAGAUCUGCACAGCUAGGUUGUAAUUGAGAAUGUGAGAGUCUUUGUAAAUUGGAUGACUCUUUAAUGGAGGUGUCACAGAAAUGUACAGUUGGUAAUUUGUUAGCCCUGUAGCCUCAUUUUGACUGAAUAAUUACAUGUAUUGGUCCGCUGCUGACACCUAUUCUGUCUGCCCUUCUGGUCACUUUCACAUAAAUGCAGAAACUAACAGGAAGCACGGUAGCCUAAACCCUUGUUGUGUUUGCUCCUAUGCACUAAAACGGAAAUUCCUCUGAUCGAUAGACUUUUUUUGCUUGGCUCGCCAGUUUAAAGCCCUGCACUUGGAUUAAUGAAGUACAGUUUUACUGUGACAUUUUGUCUACAGAUCAGUCAUCAAUAUCCUUACCUUGAGAAAUGCCCUUCACUUUCUGUUGAGAAAUACACACCUAGUGCCUUAGAUAUCUAGCAGAAAUGUGUUUCUUAUCGUUUACCUGCGUAUGUCAUGACCCGAUGUGUCACGUCUGGGUUUUGAUUUUCAUUGCAUUCUGUAUUUUAGGAGGAAUUCGUAGUGCCAAAUUCACUCUUUCUGCCCUUGUGGCAGUGAAACGCAGUAUGUUUCCAAACCUAAAGGCACUAAGAAACAAAAAAACAAAGCUUGAAUACAUCUGGAUGUAAAAUGACUUGCAUCCUCUGUACUGUUCUGUCAGGAGUUUUGGUUUCUGUAUAGCCACUGUUUUUUUUUUUUGUUUGUUUGUUUGUUUGUUUUUUAUGUAUAAUGUAUGUAUAAUUACCUUCAGUCUCAAAUUGUCAAUGAAAAGCACCUUGCAGUCAUGUUGUUUGGUUUUUCAGGGGAUUUUUCUUUUUUUUGUGGGUUGUUUUUUGUAUAUACAGAAAAUGUACAUUUCUUGAACGAGGGAAAAUAUUUAUGUCAUCAAAAGCAGUCGAAUAUUAUUUUGUCAAUCUCUUUGAGAUACUUUAGUUCAAUAAAGCACCUUAGCACCUGUGAA
Neolamprologus brichardi is the source of this 5168-nucleotide messenger RNA. RefSeq names its product nectin cell adhesion molecule 3b (gene nectin3b). Gene Ontology annotation, biological process: homophilic cell-cell adhesion; heterophilic cell-cell adhesion. Gene Ontology annotation, cellular component: adherens junction; apical junction complex. Lineage: Eukaryota; Metazoa; Chordata; Actinopteri; Cichliformes; Cichlidae. The record is from RefSeq and is a predicted model, not a curated record.